Molecule: messenger RNA, 2204 nt
Organism: Phaeodactylum tricornutum CCAP 1055/1
Lineage: Eukaryota; Bacillariophyta; Bacillariophyceae; Surirellales; Neidiaceae
Exons: 3
Molecular function (GO): glutamate 5-kinase activity; glutamate-5-semialdehyde dehydrogenase (NADP+) activity; ATP binding
Source: RefSeq, a predicted model, not a curated record
GCGAGGUACAUCGAGGAGAACCAACUACAUCCCCCGACAUUUCCCCCCUUUUUCCCAAACACACCAACACUGACAAAUCGCCGCAUAUGAAUCCCCCGGUGGCUUUGGAAUCCUGCGAACCCGCGUCUCGCGCCGCGCUCCGUCGGGCGCGUCGGGUCUGUGUCAAGGCCGGUACAUCCGUCGUAGCGAAUGAAGACGGACGGCCUUCGUUGACGCGUCUCGGCGCCAUGACGGAACAAAUCGCCGACCUCGUCCAAUCGGGCAUUCAAGUCAUUCUCGUAUCCAGUGGAUCUGUGGGAAUGGGGAAGCGACUCUUGCGCAAACAACGGAACCUGCAAAUGAGCUUUCGGGACAUUCACAACAACGAUCACUACUACGACUCGGCCUGUGCGGCCGCGGGACAGUUCGAAAUGAUGAAUCUCUACUGCGGGUUGUUCGCAUCGUACGAUAUUACCGCCUCGCAAAUUCUCGUUACCCAGACAGACUUUGUCGACGAAUCGCGUCAACGGAAUUUGCAGUAUUCCAUUGAGCGACUGCUGGGGUUGGGAAUCGUCCCCAUUAUCAACGAGAAUGAUGCCGUCUCGGCCAAUAUGGGAUACACUGCGGACGACGUGUUCUCCGACAAUGAUUCACUCGCGGCCCUCUGCGCCCGCCACUUUGGCGCCGAAGUAUUGCUGCUGUUGACGGAUGUACCCGGGGUCUUUGAUCGACCACCAACGGAACCAGACGCCACUCUGCUGCGAUUGUACCAAUCGCAACCCGUCGCUAUUGGGGAAAAAUCCAGUCAAGGUCGCGGCGGCAUGGCCUCCAAAAUCGACGCCGCCUUGUCCGCCGUCCAACCCGGAUCAACCUGUUGUGCCUGUGUCGUGGCGGCAGGGAACGAUUUGAACGUCAUUCGUUCGGUUCUCGCCAAAACACCACCGACCACAGCCGCCGUGGCCGAUUUCGUCUCGGACACCCACCAAGACGCGAGUGUUGCCGAACAAACACGAAUCUUGGCGACGGCAGCCCGAACACAAGCGCGUAAACUCCAAGCCUUGCCGUAUGGGGCACGACAAACGAUUCUCAACGCCGUCGCGGAUGCCUUGCUCACCCAUCAGGAGGCCUUGAUGGAAGCCAACUUGCUCGAUUUGCAAGCAGCCGAGCGGGAUGGCGUUAGUGAGGUGUUGAAGAAGCGUCUGGGUCUGACGCUCCAAAAGUUUGACACGCUGGCGGCUGGUAUACGCCAAAUUUCGGCCAACAAGGACCCACUCGGUGUCAUACACAGCAGGCGUGAAUUGGCGGACAAUCUUGUCUUGUCGCAAGUGACGGUUCCGAUUGGCGUAUUGCUUAUUAUUUUUGAAUCGCGUCCAGACAGCAUGCCGCAAAUUUCUGCGCUGGCUCUGGCCUCAGGCAAUGGACUGUUACUGAAGGGAGGAAAGGAAGCAACGCAUUCGAACGCAGCCAUACACAAGGUUAUCGGAGACGCGAUUGAAGAAAGCAGUGGAGGAGAAAUUACCAGAGAUAUCAUUGCAUUGGUAACAAGUCGAGGACAGGUGGCUGAUUUACUGAGUCUAGACGACGUGAUCGACUUGGUCAUCCCUCGAGGGAGCAAUGACUUGGUAUCGUACAUCAAGUCCCACACGAAGAUUCCGGUCCUCGGACACGCCGACGGCGUAUGUCACGUCUAUGUGGAUGAGUCCGCCGCUGCGGAUGCCGCAAGCAAACUGUGCGUGGAUGCCAAAACGGACUAUCCAUCGGCUUGCAACGCCAUGGAGACACUUUUGUUGCACGCAGCAACGCUUUCCAACGGGGUAGCCGCUGCGACGCUCAUGGCCCUGCGAGCAUCCGGAGUGCAGUGUCUAGGAGGACCGGCCGCAAUGAAAUCUGGGUUGUGCGAUCGGGCUGCCCCAGAACUCAAACAUGAAUACGGGGACUUGACCUGCUUGGUCGAGGUCGUUCCGAACCUAGAGGCCGCAAUUGAUUGGAUCCACAAGUACGGUAGUGGUCAUACCGAAGCGAUUGUCUGCGGUGAGGAGAGUGACGUUGGUGAGGAAUUCUUACGAAAGGUUGAUGCAGCUUGUGUCUUUCGCAACGCAUCGACACGAUUCGCCGAUGGCUUUCGAUUUGGCUUGGGCGCUGAAGUGGGUAUAUCGACCGGUCGUAUUCAUGCACGUGGCCCCGUAGGCGUGGAAGGUUUGCUGACGACGAAAUGGCAACUGCGA